AUGAGCACUUCCAGCUUGAAUUACACUCCCGUUGAUGAUAUAGACGACAUCGUUCUAAGCACCAAGAAAGCCUACCAAAAGAGACAAUGGCACCUGGCAGAAACCAACAACCCCAAGAAGGAAGAUCUCAAACUAAGACUGGAACAACUGCAGAAACUAUACUACGGCUUGAAAGAUCAUGAAGAUGAGAUUGUAGAUGCCCUGAAAAAGGACUUCAAUCGCAGCAGACUAGAGACGUUUGUGAUCGAGUUGAUCCCGCUUUACAACCACCUUUUACAUUUGAUUGAAAACCUGCCCCGUCAUAUUGAGCCCGAGAAGAUUUCCGAGUCUGGGGAUUUGUUCAAAUUGAGCUCUGUCAAAGUUGAACGCAUUUCGCUGGGCUGCGUGCUGGUCAUCUCGCCUUUUAACUACCCCGUUUUGUUGGCAUUGGAUCCAGUUGCUGCUGCCAUUGGAUGCGGAAAUUCGGUCAUUUUGAAGCCCAGCGAGCAAACCCCAGCUGCUGCUCAGGUUAUGGAGAAAAUUCUUAGAGCUGCACUCAGUCCUUCGUGGGUUAGAGUUGUUCACGGUGCUGUGAACGAAACCAGUGCACUGAUCAAAAAUCCAAACUUUGACAAAAUUUUCUACACUGGGUCUACAAAAGUUGGGCGUAUCGUUGCUCAGGAAGCUGCCAAAAACCUUGUUCCUGUUACUCUAGAGCUGGGUGGGAAAUCUCCUGUGUUCAUCACAGAGCAUCUUGCUCCGGCGAAAUUGAAAGCAGCCUUAAGCAGAGUCUUUUUCGGUGCAUUCAGUAAUAGUGGUCAAACUUGUGUUGCCGCAGACUAUUUACUCGUGCACGAAUCCCAUCUCGCACAAGUCCGUAAACUGACGACUGAGGUCCUCGAUGAAUUUUGGCCCACUGUGGAUCCAAGCACAAUCAAUACCUCAAUGAUUCACGAGGCUGCGUAUAAGGGUGCCAUGGAGAAGUUGAACGCUACAGGCGGCCAGAAAGUGCGGCCCACAAAUGUGAGUGACAACCUUCCCAACAGAUGCAUAGCACCUACAGUCGUCUUCGACGUUGGUUGGGACGACUCUUUAAUGGAAGCAGAAAACUUCUCACCUGUGUUGCCUGUGAUAUCGUACCGCGAUCUUAAUGAUGUUGUUGCGAAAGUGAUGCAACAACAUCGCAACCCGCUGGCCUUGUACAUUUUCUCUCAGGAACAACAGGAAAUUGACAGAAUAAUGACAAUGAUCAAAUCUGGAGGUUGCGUGAUCAAUGAUACCAUGGUCCACGUUAUAGCACUAGAUGCCCCCUUCGGAGGUAUUCGUGAGUCGGGUCAAGGCAACUAUCAUGGAUUUUGGAGCUUUUCUGCCUUCACACAUGAAAGAACGGUCGUCAAGCAACCCUUCUGGAUCGAGUUUAUCAACGGAGUAAGAUACCCACCUUUCUCAGCCAGAAAACUCACAUUGGCACGCGCAGCAAUGGAGAAAAAACCUGGGUUUAGAAGAGACGGCUCCAAACCUUGGCCAUUGGGUAAACUUGUCCUCAUGUCUUUUCUAGUCAUUUUUGUCGCUAGAGCACUGCAUUUCAUGUGUUAA
Messenger RNA from Lachancea meyersii CBS 8951, 1575 nucleotides. The record is from the annotation of a GenBank genome assembly. Lineage: Eukaryota; Fungi; Ascomycota; Saccharomycetes; Saccharomycetales; Saccharomycetaceae.